This is a messenger RNA of Crotalus tigris (Tiger rattlesnake), 3757 nucleotides long. It is a transcript of the gene RHOBTB1, whose product is annotated as Rho related BTB domain containing 1. Gene Ontology annotation, cellular component: cytoplasm. Gene Ontology annotation, molecular function: ubiquitin protein ligase binding; GTP binding; GTPase activity. Gene Ontology annotation, biological process: small GTPase-mediated signal transduction; regulation of proteolysis; proteasome-mediated ubiquitin-dependent protein catabolic process. The transcript is spliced from 12 exons. Bases 724 to 2784 code for a protein of 686 amino acids. The record is from RefSeq and is a predicted model, not a curated record. NCBI's taxonomy places the organism in Eukaryota, Metazoa, Chordata, Lepidosauria, Squamata, Viperidae.
CCUCCCGGCUCGGCGUUGCCCAACCUGGCGCUCGCCUUCCAGAUGUGCGCCCGGCCCUUCAGCCACAGCCUCCGGGGAGGAGCGGCCUCCACUCCACCGAAGAUGUGCCGAGCGAGCGCCACGCCCGGGCCUCGCUGGCUGGCCGGACGGUCGGACGGCCUCUUUUGCCUCAAUGAACCGCCAGGCCGGGGUAUAAAUAGCGCGGGGAGGAGGCGGAGGCGGCGGCGGCGACGUCACCUCCAGAGGAGCUGAGCUGCCCGCGGGAAGGAGGAGGAGGAGGAGGAGGAGAGGCUGCCGGCCGGCCGGUUGGUGAGCGAGCCAGCGAGCGAGCGAGCGGGCGCCUCGGCGGCGGCUGCAGCUACAAGAAGGAGCGGCCGGACUCCGCGCCAUGCAGCCUGGCCGGCGGCAGAGCUGACGGCUGCCUCCGCGCCCCGCCGCCCGGUUGCGAGGCUCGCUCGGGGCCGAUGUUCUGUUGAACGGCAGCCAGACAUGUAGCGCUGGAGGCUGGGGGCCUCGACCGAGGUGGGCGGGCAGGCAGGCUAGGGCCGCUCGGCAAAAGACGAAAGCAAGGAGACGCUGCGGAUCUGGCUCAUUUGCUCGCCCGGAGCCAGAACUCGGUUCUCCGUGUGUGUGUGUGCCCCUUUGGUGAACUCCAGGCGGGAAGAUGAACUUAUUUUAAGUCCUAUUUCCUCCUCUGCGAUAACAGAAUUCAGCCCCUGGUAGAUGGAUAUUGACAUGGACUACGAAAGACCAAAUGUUGAAACCAUCAAAUGCGUGGUUGUCGGGGAUAAUGCGGUGGGCAAAACUCGUCUGAUCUGUGCAAGAGCCUGCAACACGACCCUGAACCAGUACCAACUGUUGGCGACCCACGUCCCAACGGUCUGGGCAAUUGACCAGUAUCGGGUCUGUCAAGAGGUUCUUGAACGAUCUCGUGAUGUAGUUGACGAAGUGAGUGUUUCGCUCAGGCUGUGGGACACCUUUGGAGACCACCACAAAGACCGACGUUUUGCUUACGGAAGAUCUGACGUGGUGGUGUUGUGCUUCUCCAUUGCUAACCCUAACUCCCUGAAUCAUGUGAAGACAAUGUGGUGUCAAGAGAUCAAGCACUUCUGCCCUCGGACUCCUGUGAUUCUGGUGGGCUGCCAACUGGACCUUCGCUAUGCCGAUCUGGAAGCUGUCAAUCGAGCCAGGAGGCCAUUGGCAAGGCCUAUCAAGAGGGGAGACAUCUUGCCACCAGAAAGAGGCAGGGAAGUUGCUAAAGAGCUUGGGAUACCCUAUUAUGAAACCAGCGUCUUUGACCAGUUUGGCAUCAAGGAUGUGUUUGAUAAUGCAAUCCGAGCAGCCCUGAUUUCCAGGAGACAUUUGCAGUUCUGGAAAUCCCAUCUGAAGAAAGUCCAGAAACCUUUGCUCCAAGCUCCAUUUCUACCCCCAAAGGCUCCUCCCCCUGUUAUAAAAAUCCCAGAGUGUCCCCUCCUCAAGAUCAACGACGUGGGAUACUUACUGGACAAUCCCUUGUGUGCAGACGUGCUGUUUAUUCUUCAGGAACAGACUCAGAUUUUUGCUCACAAGAUCUACUUAGCUACCUCUUCGUCCAAGUUUUAUGACCUUUUCUUAAUGGAAUGUGAAGAAACACCCGACUUGAUUGAAAGCUUUUGUAGUAAAGGUAGCAAUCUCCCCACCAGAACCUGCAGCCUUGAAGCAGUUGAUCAGGGAGCUGAAGGGUCAGUUGCAACACCUUCUGCUUCGACCGAGGGCUUCCAGGUGGAGCCUGAAGCAGGAGAAGCCACCUGCCCAAAACAGGGUCCAACGCCCUGGGGCAAAGGUUUCAUAAGCCUACAUCAAGAGAUGCAGAUUAACCCCAUUUCGAAGAGGGUCUGUGCAGUGACGGUGGUCAAAAUGGAGGCUUCCAUCCAACCGGGACCUUUUAAAACCGUCCUGCAGUUUUUAUACACCGGGCAGCUGGACGAAAACGAAAGGGACCUCACCCAGGUAGCUCAAAUUGCUGAGAUCCUGGAAGUGUUUGACUUGCGGAUGAUGGUAGAAAACAUAACCAACAAGGAAGCCUUCAUGAACCAGGAAAUUACAAAGGCUUUCCACGUCCGGAAGGCUAACAGAAUAAAAGAAUGCCUCUGUAAGGAGACGUUUUCUGAUGUGGUAUUCGUGUUGGAAGACGGAAAGAUAAAUGCUCAUAAACCACUUCUAAUCUGUAGCUGUGAAUGGAUGUCUGCAAUGUUUGGAGGAUCCUUUGUGGAAAGCUCAAACAGCGAGGUUGUUCUCCCCAACAUCACUAAGACUUCCAUGCAAGCCGUCCUGGAUUACCUGUACACCAAGCAACUGUCCUGCAGCCAGGAUCUGGACCCCCUUGAAUUAAUUGCCCUGGCCAACCGAUUCUGCCUGCCCCACUUGGCUGCGCUGGCAGAGCAACACACGGUGCAGGCACUCACCAGAACAGCCGCGAGCGGUGUUUGCAUAGAUGGAGAAGUGUUGUGUGUUUUGGAAAUAGCCCAGUUCCACAACGCUAAGCAGCUGGCCGCUUGGUGCUUGCAUUACAUCUGCACUAACUAUAACAGUGUUUGUUCGAAGUUCCGAAGGGAAAUUAAAAUGAAGUCUCCUGAUAAUCAGGAAUAUUUUGAGAAGCACCGCUGGCCUCCCAUUUGGUACCUAAAGGAAGAAGAUCAUUUCCAGCGGGUUAAGAAGGAGCGAGAGAAGGAAGAACUGGCCCUCAAUAAACAUCAUUCAAAAAGGAGGUGGUGCUUCUGGAGUACCUCAACUGUAGUUGCCUGAAUUGAGAGAAAGCCAACCCAUCUUGGCUCAGCUGGGAAAAAAAAUUAGCUCUGGCGUUGCUCCUGGGCGCACAGCUGGCUCGGUGGGACCCGCAAAGACUUUUCUCUCCUUCGUUUCAAUGGGUCUCUCCCCAGACCAAGGGCUUAGCAGAUUGGGCAAAAGAGACCCGGAGGCACCACUUGUAGUCCAGCUGAAUUCAGGGAUCACCAAAGGUUAGGAAGCACAAGCUCACCUCAGUAGUGUGAAUCUCUUUCUUAGACCCCCCCAACUCUGCCAUUUUCAUAAGCUGAAAUUGGCACUUCCCCCCCUUUUAUAUUUCAAUAACAAGAAAUUCAACAUCAGUGUUUUGAUCUCUGACGUGAACCUAUUUUUAUACUUGUGAAUGAGCAUUUCUGUGUGGAGUUUGUAGGAGAAGGUCUUUAAAUAAUAUGUCUGCAACAUUCUCUCUCUCUCUCUCUCUCUCUCUCUCUCUCUCUCUCUCUCUCUCUCUCAGAUUGCAAAAUUAGCCUUUAAAUCAUCUCCGUUUCUUUUCACCACCCCUUCGGUCACCUAUAGUGCUGAAAACAAAACAAUGGCUUUAAAAUCUCCCUGAAAUUGAUAACCUAGCAACAUGUCCGCUAGAUGAAGAACAUUUUUCCUUCCCCAAGGACUGCAUUUGUAAUAAUUAAAUCCUUCUUUUUUUGUCUGAAAAAAAACCCGAGAUCCUAUUAACAACUGAUGUCAUUAGGGUUGUAAUUGUCAAUCAGCCAAAGAACACAAAGUGUACAAUUUUUUUUUUCAGUUAUGUUGAAUAUUUGCCCUGUUAGGGCAGGAUGCAACUGCCAUGUGUAAACUCUCUCCUUUUUUUAUCUAGUUCAGAAGUGAAAUGAAGGAAAAUAUCUUUUUUCUGUUUCAAAGCCAAAGGCAGGAACACUCUUUGCUAAUCUGAGUGUUUUUUUUCAGAACUGGCCUUUCUUUGGAAAAAAAAAAAAAA